AUGGAUUCACAUCUACGUUAUCUAGAUGAGUUGAUCCUAGCCAUCCAAGAACUAGGCUUCGACCCGAAGGAUCGCAAGAACAACGACUCACUAAUAUCCCCCACCAUUGCUUCAAAUGAGGAGGAUGCAAAGAAUUGCAAGAUUCUAAAUACACUAAUGGAAAAUUUACAGGAGGAUUCAGAAAGUUCUAUUAUGAAAAAUGAUGAAGUCUUCGCUAAAACUCUUGAAGCAUUAGAUUCGUUGCUUACUAAGAGACCAUACCUGCUAUAUCCACCAAGCAAAUUAGCAGUAGGAGAAUAUAAAGGGAUCGUGAAUCUUAUGGAUAAAUUUCUCGAGGUUUCAAUAGUCAACUUUGAUAUCAAGCAUCGUCUAUGGUUUUUAAGGAAAAAGCUUGGCACAUGGUGUAAUAAAUGUUCAUUACUCUAUGGUGAGCGCAGCAAACGAGCCAUAGCCUCAUAUUUGAAAACCAAAUUGACUGAUACCGAAAAACAUGCUGUUACGGUGCUUUCAGGGCAAUGUGAAACACCUCAAUUUUUCUCUAGCCUCAAACAAAUAUGGAUCUUAUCGUAUUGGCUUUGCUCGCCUGCAAAUAUAUUUGGGAGAUCAUUACUUUAUUUAGAUUCAUCAAUUGGAAUGAACAGAUGGGAUCUUGAAUUCCAGAGAUUAAUGAGAAUUAUAUUCUACUUAUUUAAUUCUGUCAAUCUAAAUUCUCAGGAAUACCUGAAGAUACAACGGCGAUAUCUCUCUUUAAUAGUAUCGUAUCUAUCCGUUAACUCAACCAUUUUUUCCGAGAGACAAGGGCCGGCAAUCAGCUCAACAGAUCAACUAAGGUUUGUCCUAACAAUAUUACACGAAUUUUAUCAGAAUAAAUACGGAAAUUCACCAACAACUUCCACAUUUGCUAAAUGUAUACUUCGGACGUAUAUAUUGUGCAUUUCGUUGGAUGAAAAAAUUAGAGAUGAUUAUCUCAUUACAUUUAUGGAGUACUUCCCCCUGGUACAAUGGCCUGAUACUGGCACACCUUUAAAUGAAGAUACGGGAAGAGAUGUUCACCUUAACCCUCAUACAUUCCAUGCAUUACUAAUAAUAAAUUUUGAUAUUCGAAGAAGGUUAUCACCACAGCAAUUACUACGAUAUGAUACAAAUAAUAAGAUUUGGACAGUAGACUCCUCUCACAACUUUAUAACAAAGAAAAUAAAUGAGCCAUUUCCUGAGAAAGAGCAACAACUUGAAAAGCUACGAACCUAUAUAAUUUAUGGGUUCCAUAAUCCAAGCACUAAAUCGACCCUGUCUACGACAGUUAGUGCUUUACAACCAGGAAUUUUGAAUAGGGUAAAAAAUAGUCCCGAAUUGCUUUUUAACGAGAUUUCUGUUUCAAUACAAACCUGCUUAACUACAAAUAACAUAAAACGCCUUAUUUUAUGGAUAAAGGUUUUAGGUAGCUUAACCUGUUUGGAGAGUCAUUUGAAUGUGAAGCGGGAAUCACUUGAACAUUGGACAAUCUGUACUAUGUGUGACUCAACCGGUUCAGGAUUGUCUUUUUCAAAGAUUGACUCAGAUAGACAUAGUGCUAGCACUCAUUCUCAUGCAUACCAGCUACUCAAAAAGUAUUUUCUCAAUAACGCAUCUUUAGAGUGGAACGAAUCCGUAGUGGCGGGUAUAUUAUUCUGUCUCCAAAGAAUUUUUAUUCACUUUAAGCCACCAGAUUUAGUGCUUGAUUCAAAUUCUUCAAAUGUGCUUUUCAACUUCAUGAAUAAAUGUUUCACAGAUCGGAGUAGGUACAUACGGCUAAUUUCUACUCGGCUAGUACCUUUAUGGAAUAUCAAUGACAUGAACUAUGGAACUGAUCAACAUACUGCAUCUCUUGUUAAAUUUUUGCAAAACAAUAAUCGAGAGACAAGUAUAGAGACAUGGACUAUGGGUUGGGCUCAACUAGUAUGUACUACAUCGGGAGAUCUAUUUGAUACACUUCUCCUUAAGUUAAUUGAUAUAUUUAACUCCGAAGACUACGCUUUACAAAUAAUGAUAACGUUUCAGAUAAAAAAACUGGCAGCUCAAUUGAAGAAGACACCAUACACACUUCUAUCCCCGAUUCUUCCUAUUCUAUUGAGACAGCUUGGAAAGUCUUUGUCAGUGAAAAAAUAUGCCUUCCAACGAUUAAAUACAUUGUUGGGAUAUUCUGCCAAAACUAUAUUAGAAAUGUUUCAAAGAUACAUUGUUCCAUAUGCGAUCAUGCAGUAUAAGGAGGAUGUUUUUAGUGAACUUGCAAGCAUAAUGUGUGAAAGAGACCCAAAACUUCUUGAGCGGCAAAAACUAUCUCUUCUAGAGAAAAAUAGUAGACAGAUUUUUGCAGUUGCACUGGUAAGGCAUGGACUUUUUUCGGUGGAAACACUUGAGACACUUUUUCUUAACCGUCUUCCGUCAUUUGACAAACGUUACAUUUCCUCGUAUUUACCCGACUACAAAACAUUGGCUGAAGUGAUUAAAUUGUACAAGAAUAACGAAGAAGAUGAUGCUAGUGGUUCUGGAAAUAAGAAUUCCGUCCUGUUCUCUCUUCGGUUUCUGAUUACCAAUUUUGAAAGGGAUAAAAGGCAUGGCACUAAGUACAAGUUAGCCUCCGAAUGGUCAGAAACUCAAGAAGCUCAAUUUCAAAAGCGAUUACAAGAUAAUGUACUAGGUAUAUUCCAGGUAUUUUCAAGCGACAUCCAUGAUAUUGAAGGACGGACUACUUCUUAUGAGAAAUUGAGAGUUGUAAAUGGUAUUUGUUUUCUCAUUAAAUAUGCCUCACAUAAAUCGAUCAUAUCCGCCUUGGCACAAAUUAGUAUUUGCUUACAGACUGGCCUCGAAAUUAAAGAAGUGCGCUAUAAUGCAUUUAAAUGCUGGUAUUUACUAAUUGAUGCACUAACUGACGAAGAGCUGUCAACCAUUAUUGAUGGCCCAGUUUCAUUUAUACUUCAAAAUUGGAAAACUUUUGAUCUUGGACUUCGAGGCAUAAUAUUCGAAAUAUUGGACAAAAUCAUUAAAGAGAAGCAAUUGUUGACUAGAGACUUAAAACCAUACAUUACGUUUGCCUUAAUCGGGAAGGAGGAAUUGAAUCUUUCGGCUAGAGACGGUUAUUUUGUUCGAACAGCUAAUAAGAUUCGUGGUAAUGUAGAAUUUCUCCCAAUUUUUGCAGAUAAUCUAAAGAGUAACAAUAAGUAUGUCAUUAAUCAGAAUUUGGAUGACCUCGAAAAGUAUUUGCAAAGAAGACAAAAAGAAGAGACAUUAAAUUGCUUUGGUGCAGACCAUAAUAUAACAACCAUCCUAGAUGCUUUAUUGAGAACUGCCCAACAUUUUAGAACCAUGGAUGAUUCUAUAUGUGAAAAAUGUGCCAAAUGCAUAAGUAUAAUUGGAUGUUUUGAUUUAACAAAGAAUGAAUUAACAAAAGAAAAAUCAAUGAAUGACGAAAUUUUUGAUUUUACGGAUGAAACCAACACUAUCAAAUUCUUAGUAUGGGUCCUUAAUGACAUCCUGGUACCUGCCUUUUGGCAGAGUGAGAAUCCAAGUAAGCAACUUUUUGUUGCUCUUGUUAUGCAAGAAUCAUUAAAGUAUUGUGGGCUAAGUAGUAAAGUAUGGGAUAUUAAUAAAAUGGACCCCAUGUCAAAUGAAGGUAGAUUAUGGAAUAAGUUCAAUACUAUCUCAAAGACAACGCUAUACCCAUUACUAUCAUCCCUCUAUCUGGCACAGUCAUGGAAAGAAUAUGUUCCACUGCAAUACCCAUCAUUAACGUUCAAAGAUGGGUACCGUACUUGGAUCAAAAGUCUUACCCUAGAUUUGUUGAAAACUGGAACUGAAGAAGAACAUCCGUUACAUGUUUUCUCGUCGUUAAUCAGAGAGGAUGAUGGUUCUCUCUCGAAGUUUCUUCUACCAUACAUCGCCACAGACAUUAUUAUCAAGGCUGACCCAGGAUCAGAAUAUGAAAAGAUCAUGAAAAACCUUGUUCUCGAAUUUACCUCAAUUUUCACCUUCGAUCCCGUUGGUCUUAACCAUCUUCAGCUAGAUUCACUUAAAUCAUGCUAUGGGACUAUAUUUAAAGUUUUUGAAUAUGGAAAAAAAUGGAUAACUAAUUUCAAACAGACAUAUAACAUAAAAAAUGGGUCAUUCAUUAUCAAAGAAGAGAAGUAUAGCAAGCUUUUAGCUAGAGUUGAAUCGUUUUUAUCAUCCAUUGAACCAUCAUUGUUAGCUCAACGGUCUUUGGAAACGAAUUCUUUUGAAAGAUCUGCCUUAUAUCUAGAACAAUGUUAUCGUCAAGAACGUGUUAACCAGAUUGUAGAUAUCGGGUUAUUGAAAAAUUUACAGAGAACUUACGAAGAAAUAGGUGACAUAGAUUCAAUUGAUGGUAUGUUGAAAACAUUUUCUACAGGAAAUUUGAUCUCAAAAAUAGAAGAACUACAGUAUUCAAAAAGUUGGAAAAUGGCUCAAGAUUGUUUUACUGCGUUAAGUGGGUUUUCACAUGAUAAUAUCAAUACAACAAAAAAGUUGAAGUCAUUAUAUAAUCGCCAAUUGUACUCCCAUGUAUUGAACAACCUUUCUUUUAUAACGAAAGACCCACCAAUGGAAUUAGAUACAAACAUAUCGGAGUGGUAUCGUAUGGGAAUUGAAUCUGCUAUUCUCGAAGGAGGAUAUAACCAGCUAGAAGAAUGGGUUACAAACAUUGAAACCCUGAAGCACGUUAACGAUCCUGAGCUAGUGUUACAGUAUAAUGUUUCGAAAGCUCUCCUCUUUGUUAAAAACAAAAAUUUCAAACAAAGUCAGCUCUACAUUAAAGACUGUUUUAAAUUGCUUGGAACGCAUUUCACGUCUUCCUCCAAUGCUACUACUUUGAUAAAGAAGCAGGGGCUACUGUUGAAAUUACACGGUUUAUAUGAUAUCUUGUUACUUUCUGACGCGAAUAAGUUCCAAUAUGAAGAUAAUAUGUCUAUACUUGAUUUACGAAGAAGACGUGUCGGUGCGUCAUUUGAACCAAAUCAUUAUUUGUUAUCAAUUAGGAAGACAUAUGAAUUAUGCAUGGUAAAUGACAAUACUAAGAAAGACUUGGGAGAUACUUUUUUCAAGAUUGCUCAAUUGAGUAGAAAUAAUACCAGGCUAGAUAUUGCAUGUGAAUCCUUAAUGUACUGUCUCGAAAAUGCCCACCCACAAGCUGAAUUAGAAUUUGCUGAAAUCUUAUGGAAGCAGGGAGAGAAUGAUAGAGCUUUAAAAUUGGUAAAGGAGAUUCAUGAAAAAUUCAGAAGCGAUCCAACUGUCUCACAAAGGGACAGAUCAGAGGUAUUAUUAAAGUAUACAGAGUGGUUAGAUCAAUCAAACAACUCAGCUUCUGCACAAAUUGUGGAACAAUAUGAUGAAAUAUUUAAGCGAGAUGGGGACUGGUACAAACCUUACUAUUCGAUUGGACUUUACUUUAGUAGAUUACUUGAGCGAAAGAAGGCGGAGGGAUAUAAGACUAAUGGACAAUUAGAAUAUAAAUCUAUUCAACAUUUCUUGUUUGCGCUUCAAAAAAAUACCAUUAAGGUAAGAGAAAAUUUGCCUAAAGUUAUUACCUUCUGGUUGGACAUUGCCUCCGAAUCUGUUAAAGAGCCAGUAGGUAGUAGGAAAGAGAUGCUAAAGAGAGUAACAGAUGAUAUUUGUAAAGUUGUUGAAGGAUCCUUAGUUAAAUGUCCCACUUAUAUCUGGUAUACCGUCUUAACACAGCUGCUUUCAAGACUAUUGCAUAACCAUUCAAAGACUGCUAAACUGAUAGGGAGCAUUCUUCUUGCAUUGACUAAGAAGUAUCCCUCGCAUAUCUUGUGGUAUAUAUCUGUACUGUUAAACUCUUCUUCUAAGGAAAGAACCAUAUGCGGUAGAAAUAUUAUUGAAGAGUUUAGCAAAGAUUCAUCGCAAAAUCAAAAGUUGAUAACAGAAUCAAUUGAUUUAACGUUAGCCUUAACGAGAAUUUGUAUACAAGAAGUGAAGUUGACACCAAACCGCUCUGGGAGAUCGUUAGAGAAAGACUUUAAGUUCAACAUGAAGUUGGCCCCAUCAUCUAUGACAGUCCCAAUAAGAUUAAAUCUAGAGAUGUUAUCACCAGUAUCAGCUGAAAAUUCCAAAUCGUACAAACCUUUUAGAAAUGAUAUAACGUUCUCUAAUUUUGGGUCUUCGUACAAAGUUUUUUCAUCUCUCAAGAAGCCCAAACAGAUUAAUAUACUGGGGUCAGAUGGGAAUGUCUAUGGUAUUAUGUGUAAGAAAGAAGAUGUUAGACAAGAUAAUCAAUACAUGCAAUUUGCAACCACCAUGGAUUUCCUACUAAAGAAAGAUGUAGAUUCAUUGAAACGAAGUCUGGACAUCACGACCUAUUCGGUUUUAUCACUAAGGGAAGAUUGUGGAUUGCUUGAAAUUGUCCCUAAUGUUAUUACUUUACGUUCAAUUUUCCUUACGAAAUACGAGAGUUUAAAGAUUAAUUACAGUUUCAAGGCGUUACACGAGCAGUGGCAGCACUUAGAAGAACCGGAGAAAAUGGAUUUUUACAAGAAGCAACUGAAUAAAUUCCCACCUGUGUUAUAUCAAUGGUUCUUAGAAAAUUUCCCAGAUCCUAUAACUUGGUUUAAUGCACGUAAUCGAUAUGCAAGAUCCUAUGCUGUGAUGGCCAUGGUGGGUCACAUAUUGGGACUAGGUGAUAGACAUUGUGAGAAUAUCUUAUUAGAUAUCGAAUGUGGGAACGUUUUACAUGUGGAUUUCGAUUGUCUUUUCGAAAAGGGGAAACGUCUGCCCAUCCCAGAACUUGUCCCCUUCAGACUUACCCAGAACCUCUAUGAUGCCCUGGGUAUAACUGGUACUGAGGGGACAUUUAAGAUGUCCAGUGAAGUGACGUUGGCAUUGACAAGGAAGAAUGAAAUUGCUCUAAUGAAUAUCAUUGAAACUAUUAUGUAUGAUCGUAACCUUGAUAACUCGAUUCAGAAGGCCUUGAAAGUGGUAAGAAAUAAGAUUCGUGGUAUCGAUCCCAGAGAUGGAUUAGUCCUGAGUGUUGCAGGACAAGUAGAUACGCUGAUCCAAGAGGCCACGGUGGACGAAAACCUGGGGAUGAUGUACUUUGGGUGGUUGCCUUUCUGGUGA
Naumovozyma castellii is the source of this 7125-nucleotide messenger RNA. It is a transcript of the gene MEC1, whose product is annotated as protein kinase MEC1. The coding region runs from base 1 to 7125 and encodes 2374 amino acids. The transcript has a single exon. The record is from RefSeq and is a predicted model, not a curated record. NCBI's taxonomy places the organism in Eukaryota, Fungi, Ascomycota, Saccharomycetes, Saccharomycetales, Saccharomycetaceae.